AUGAAAGUUCAGCAAGCUCAACGGGAGCAAAUGGCUGUGAUGAGUUUUCUAGCUGGUCUUAAUUCUCAGUUUAAAACUGCUAAGUCCCAGAUUCUCUCCAGUGCUGAUCUCUACGAGAGACCUUUACUAGAUAAUAGAGGUCAUACAAAAGGCGGGGGUACAAGUAGGCGAGAGAAUCAAAGUCAGGAUGAAAGGAGAGUUGUAUGUUACUACUGUCAUGAGUCGGGUCAUACCAAACGCACGUGCCGAAAAUUGCACAAUAAAUCUCUGAAGUCACACUCAGCUCAUGUUGUAGCUACAACUGCUACACCCAUCUCAUCCUCUGAGCAGAUCAUUACAGUUUCUGCAGGUCAUUGA
Molecule: messenger RNA, 357 nt
Organism: Fraxinus pennsylvanica
Lineage: Eukaryota; Viridiplantae; Streptophyta; Magnoliopsida; Lamiales; Oleaceae
Source: the annotation of a GenBank genome assembly